UAUCAAGAAAUUUUGGAGUCAAGGUAGCAAUGUCUUUGAGAUCGAGGGCCAUUUUCCUCUUUUUGUGUUUAGGGUUAUUGCUAUUAGGACAAAUGCCCCUGAUGUACGAAGAAAGUUACCACCACCAAAUAAACAAGUGACUUUCCCUAAAGCAAGGAGAACGUUUAUUAAAAGUGAACACCUAACGGUCCGAAAAGAAAAGAAGAGUGUGAAAUGA
Acaulospora morrowiae is the source of this 217-nucleotide messenger RNA. Lineage: Eukaryota; Fungi; Glomeromycota; Glomeromycetes; Diversisporales; Acaulosporaceae. The record is from the annotation of a GenBank genome assembly.